Racocetra persica is the source of this 2663-nucleotide messenger RNA. Lineage: Eukaryota; Fungi; Glomeromycota; Glomeromycetes; Diversisporales; Gigasporaceae. The record is from the annotation of a GenBank genome assembly.
CUACUGAUGAACCUUGGUAUUGUGAUAAAUGUUUGGCAAAGCCUGGUGAAACUGUGACAUGCGCGCUUUGCCCUAAACAAAGUGGUGCAUUUCGUAGAAUGAAGGAUGGUGAUAAGGCUGGGACUUGGGUUCACCUCGUAUGUGCUCUCUGGAUGCCUGGCAUGUGGAUUGGGAAAACAGCAGAAAUGAGCGAGAUUACAAUAGAAAUAAUUGAUCAAAAAAAUUGGAACAAGCCAUGUUGUGUAUGUGGUCCGGGUGAUUCACAAGAAGGCGCUACUGUUCAUUGCGACGCAGGGGAAUGUAAGUCGUGGCUUCAUGUUACAUGUGCACAAUCAUUAAAUCUUUUAGAAUGUGUUGAAGAAGAUCCAGAAAUUUCAGAUCCUUAUUUUGUGUAUUGUCCUCAGCACGGUUCUCAUGGACCACCAAGACUCAAUGAAUGGGAAAGGUGGUACCGAAAACGAGAUAAAUUUCUUGAACAAGUGAGAAAGGAAGAAAGCACUGCACGAUUAAAGCGUAUUAAAUCAUAUCCUGACAGUGGCACUGGUCUUCUUGAAAUAUUUGAAGACAGGUAUGCCAAAUACCGUGGACGAAGAGAACAACGUAUAGCUAGAUGUAGAAGAAAGAUAGCUCAAAUGAAUUCUCAAAUUCAAGGACUCGGAGAGCAAAAGGAUAAAUAUGAAAAUCAAACUAAAGACUAUGCGAAUAAGAUAACAAAUUUAAAAAAAGAAAAUGCUGCUAUUGAAAAAUAUUUGGAACAAGUAAAUGAAAGUUUACUUAUCUUAUCGAAAUCAAUGAUAAAUCUUCCAAAUAAUUCGGCGCUUAAUGCCGCUCAGAGUAGUUCAAAGGUUUGUCCUUCAGUUAUCGAUAAUCCUGCAGUUAAUUCUAUAUUGAAAUUUCUUGAAACAACGCCUGAAGUGCAGUGGACAGAUCAAUCAAAAGAUAUUGCGCAAAAGAUCCAGAUUAACAAACUUGAUACUAGUUGUGUAACCUCUUUAGGCAUUAAAUCGAUACAGCAAAUAGUAUCACAGAGGGAAAAGGAGCAAAAAGUUAAAAAGACUAAGAAGGGAAAAAGACGAAGUACUAAUAGUAGAAAUUCGACAUCCGGAUCUUCUAAAAAAAAGGAUAAAAAACCUGCUGAUACUCGAUCUGACAAUACUGCUACUAGAAGCGUACAAGAUGUUCCUAGUCCCACGGCAAAGAAAAAACAAAGAGGACGUCCUGCUAAGAGCAAAAUUAAUGACUCUAAGAAAAAAAGUAAAGCUUCUAACAAUUAUCCAGAGAAUACGGAUUCAGUAAAUGGUAAUAAUAGUAUUACUAGCUUUGAUUCAAUGCAAGGUGUCCAAGAUACCAGUUUUGUCGAUAUAAUCGAUGCAGUUGGAGAUAGACAGACAAAUGGUGACACUUCUCUUAAAAGUGAAAAUUUUGCUAGCAGUAUUUUUACUAGUCCCGCUUCGAACAUUUAUACAAAUGGCGUAGAUGUUGGAAAAUUUCCAUUUAAUGUUAAUAAAAUUACAAGCAUUGCCACUCUCCUAAAUCCAGUAGAAAACAUCGAGAAUAGCAGCAAUCUUAAUAUAGUUGAUAACAAUCAGAACAUUAUCUUUGGUACAAAUAAUCUUGCCAAUAGAUUAGCCAAAUGUGCAGAUGGAUUUGCCACCAGUAAUGCAGGCGUCAAUGUCAAUACGAUCAAUGAUCUGUUUAACUCCAAUAGGAUUGGAAAUAUUGGUGGAUCAUCAAUAAACGGCAGUUUCAUUAAUUCGACACCUGCAAUGUUUGCUAAUGGCCAACUUAGCGUUAAUUCAGUAUCACGAAAUGGUGGCAAUCUUGCUAAUUCUAUUGCUACUUCCUUUGUUAAUGGAGCUAUCGCUGGUCCUUCUACCGGUGGUAGUGGUAUAGGGCAAUAUCCACAAAUGAAAGGAAUAUUGAAUCCUCUUCAUGUGACAUCGGUUCCUGGAGGGUUUGCUACUUCACCCACAAAUGAUACUGUCGCUAAAAUUUCAUAUCUUACAUCUAGUAUUGUACCUUCUACUGUUCCGCUAUUUACGGCUACUCCUACACCUGCUGGUUUUUUCACCACUACACCUGUUGCUCACGAAGCUUCACCAUCGAAAAGACGAAAAGUAGAAGAAGAAAAUAAUCAAGAAACUCAACUAGAUGGCGAAAAACGUCGAAAAACUUCAAAAGGAAAGCGGCCAUCUAAAAAAGCUUCAGAACAAUCAGAAGAAACUGUUACGGAAGAUGUGCCGGAGCGCCCACAAAUUCCUCAACCCAUUUGUGCGGUUUGCAAUCUUGUACCUCCGCCUUCAACUGACCAACCAUCUGCAACUUAUAUUACCCCUACUAAAGCAAGAAAUUCAAUGUUGUUAAAAGGGAGGGAUAAAGUCCAUCGUAUGAUUCGAUGCAAUUUCUGCAAAAAAUGGUACCAUUUGGCGUGCAUGAAUCCUGCACGACGUACCAUGCCGACUGGAUGUGAAGACUGCGAUCCUGGUAGCGAUGCCUCUGAUGACAGUUCUCCAGAAAAUGAACGUCCGCCAAGUCCUAGGGUACCUGCGGAGACCAACGAGGAUCAGGGUGAUGGCUCUUCACAAUCUACGGAAAAGGGUAAAUCGAAAAAAGACGUAGUCGUGACAAGAAAAUGGAAAUUACGAUCUGCGAAUAAGCAUUAA